Molecule: messenger RNA, 431 nt
Organism: Aspergillus caelatus
Lineage: Eukaryota; Fungi; Ascomycota; Eurotiomycetes; Eurotiales; Aspergillaceae
Exons: 1
Coding region: 60-386 (108 amino acids)
Source: RefSeq, a predicted model, not a curated record
UGACAAGAAUGUACAAUAUUGUAUUUUGCAUAAGUCGCUGCUAAGAUCUAUCCAUCUUGAUGAGUCUCCAAGUCUGCAGACCUGUGUAUUGCUUAAUAUAUGGUAGUGCUUCCUCCUUUCUGUUCCCGUUCUUCUUUCUUUCUCUUAGUUCUUCUCUUGUUAACGAGUCUGAAGAGAUGCUGUACAUACAACAGAGCGAAGCAAUGAUAGAAGCAAGUAUAGCACAGAUGUAUGUGGCUUUUGCAAGCGUAUCCCAAAAAAAGGCAUUUGCUUUGGAAAUUAACCUCAGAAAGACGAAAGGAAAUAUCGAAACCAUAAUAUGCGACAUAUACCACAGCCCUUCUAUCUGCCGCAAGGGUGGCCGAGAAGGGAAUAAAAGCAACUAAAAAUAUAAAGGGCACGGAGAUAACGAGAUGCAAAGCCGUGUAAAA